GUCGGGCUCGCUGCUGAGAGGCGGAAGCGCUGCCUCUGUCGCCCGUCGUGACCCAGGUGGCGGCAUUUGCGAGCGCGUUAAGGGAAGCGAAAGGCCAAGGCCAACAGUAGAUAGUCGUGGACGUACAGGUGUAUGGGGUGGGGUGAGCUCGUGCAUAGGGGUAUCCUCUCCUUGACCGACGUCGGUGUCCAGCAAGUCGCCCUCCUCCCCAAGCCCAUCCUCCUCCUCGUCUUCCCCCUCCUCGCUCUUGUAGCCAUUGCCAGUGUCCUGCUCGCCCAGGACGUCGCCAUCUUCAUCUUCGUCUUCAUCCUCGUCUUCAUCUUCAUCCUCGUCUUCGUCUUCAUCCUCGUCUUCGUCUUCCUCCUCGCCUUCGUCGUCUUCCUCUUCCUCCUCGUUGUCCUCAACAUGGCUGUGGCCUUCACCACUCUCCUCUUCUGCUAUGUCCUCGUCUUCGAACCCCUCUUCAUCUUGAUCCUGACCCCACGGCUUGGCGAGACUAGGUGACGACGUGACCUGCGAAAGCGGCGAGCUUUGCAUCGACAGCGGUGACGAGAAGCCCGGUGGGCUACAGUGGCGGUGAAGCUUUUGCUCCCGCUGCCUCCUUAUUGUCGACUCCCACUGCUCCUCCUGUCACGCAGCGCAACGGUGCACUCUCAACAACUACGCGGGCUUCCGGAAGUACUAGCGGCGUCGUUUGGCUAUGAGCCUCGCGAGUUCCAGACAAGGGCGAUUGCUGCUCAGCUGCAGCGCAAGGACGUCGUCGUGCAUGCCGGAACUGGCUUCGGGAAGACCGC
This is a messenger RNA of Schizophyllum commune H4-8, 794 nucleotides long. RefSeq lists its product as uncharacterized. NCBI's taxonomy places the organism in Eukaryota, Fungi, Basidiomycota, Agaricomycetes, Agaricales, Schizophyllaceae. The transcript has 4 exons. The record is from RefSeq and is a predicted model, not a curated record. The annotation marks the transcript as partial.